This is a messenger RNA of Sceloporus undulatus (fence lizard), 2208 nucleotides long. Its product is annotated as NTPase KAP family P-loop domain-containing protein 1-like. The record is from RefSeq and is a predicted model, not a curated record. Lineage: Eukaryota; Metazoa; Chordata; Lepidosauria; Squamata; Phrynosomatidae. The transcript is spliced from 4 exons. Bases 1 to 2208 code for a protein of 735 amino acids.
AUGCUCAGGCAGACCAGAGAAUUCCAGAACAAGGACGAUGCCUACUGUUUUUCCUUGGCCAAAGCCCUCUAUUGUGUUGCCACUCCAGUGACGUCCUUCCUUUCCAUCUCAGGUUACAUGCGCCAUCAAUCGUGGAAGAAAGACCAGCAGGAAUUCCACCGGACGGGGUUGAAACAGCGAGGGACUUCUGGUUGGGAGCUGGUCUCCAUCGUCUUCCUUAUGAUUUUCUACCGUCCCGUCCUGACCCCACAACACAAGCAGAGGAAGAACGUACAGCACAUCUUUAUUAACUUUAGUGCCUGGGAGUACGCUGGAAGUGACCAGCUUUGGGCAGGACUCAUUACUGCCCUGUGCGAUGGCAUCGAGAGCCACUUUGGCCUGGUCCCUAUGAGUGUCUACCGGGCCGUGGGUCGAAAGUGUGGCAUUGUCGAGGCCCCUCUUUCCAAGGAAUGGAUCAGCAAGAAGUACCUCUGCCUACCCCUAUGGGCUGCCAUCCUUCUGGUGGCUGGUGUAGGCAUUGGAGUGGCCGUCCUCAUCUUUCUGUAUGGCAUCCCGUUUGGCAACACUUCUGGGGAUGCCAUUGCUGUGGUUGAGGGUGUUGGGGCCACAGCAGUUGGAAUCACAGCAGCGGCCGCCAUCAGGAUGGGUGUCAUGGUGGUGCGGAACGUGGUCAUCACCCAGAAGGCCCAGCUGGAGAGGCAGAUGAACCGGACAGACCUCAGCGCCCAACUUGGCUUCAUGAGCAACGUCAAGAGGGAAGUCAAGAUCAUUGCCAAGUUUCUCCAGUUCAUGGAAAUCUUCCAGCGGAGGAAGCUCCGAGUGGUACUGGAGAUCACCAGCCUGGACCGCUGUAACCCUGAUAAAGUGGUAGGCGUUCUUGACGCGAUGAACAUCCUCCUCUCGGACUAUGAGGCUCCGUUCAUCUCCAUCUUGGUAGUGGACCCGAGUGUGAUUGUGGACUGUGUGGAAAGCUCCCUGUACAUGAAAGGGAUGGCCAACAAUGGCUACGAUUACCUCAACCGCAUCAUCACCUUGCCCUUUUCAGUCCCCAAGACAGACAGAAACACCAAGAUACAGCUGAUCCAGAGAAUGGUAGACUAUAGGGAGGAGCAAGAGAAAAGUCUUGAAGAUGAUGAGGAACUGGGUGAGGACUUCCAGCAGAAGACUGAAACAAAGGUUCUUAAUGGCUCACAAUUGUGCUGUUGCCAUAAAUCUGCCGAUCAGAACAUGCCCAGCAAAAGCAGGGACAACAGCCAGAUGCCUUUAGUGGUGGUCAGUUCUCCUAGGCAGGAAGAGCCAUUGAAGAGAAGAUGUGGGAAAGGCUUCAAAGCCAAAGAUUUGAUCCAGGAGGCCUUUGAAUACCUGCUGGAUGAAAGCAUGAAGGAGUACGUGACAGACAACAUGCUGCAAAUGAAACGGAUCAUCAACACCAUCUGUGUCACAGUCAGGCUCAUGGCAACGGAGGUUCCUCGAGACAAGCUUUGUCCGAAGAAGGUGGCAUCCUGGGUGCUUCUUGUCAACCAGUGGCCUUGCCGACUGAGCUGGAUCUUGCAGUGCAUUGAGGAUGAUGAGCAGAUGGGCCGCUUCUGUAUGGGCCCAGGUUGCCAGCUCAGCCCGGAUUUCUUUCUGUGGGAGGUGUAUGAGAAGUACAUGGAAGAGCUGGACAUGAUUAAAGCCCAACUGGAGAAGAUGCUGGAGCUGGACGGGGACCCAGAGCUUUUCCACAGCUUCCUUUGCGAACGGUUCCGGGUGGAGGACGCCAACUUCUUCCUCCCCUACACAGUCAACCUGGAUUCCUCCUUGAAGAGGCAAAUGGAGCUCUUGCGAGGCAGCCGCAGCCUCAACCGAACCAAGAAGUCUCACGGACCUUCCAAAUGCAUCCUGUUGGGGAUGUCAGUAGACGAAAUCUGCAAGGAGAUGGACAAUCUUUCUCUGAAAGAGGAAAAUGCCCGGCGGUAUAAAGAGAGACUGAGGGAGCACCAUCUGGAUGGGCGAGCACUGGUCUACAGCAACCGAAACGAGAUCAAGGAUGCUCUGAGCAUGAGCCUUGGCGAAUGGAUGGCCUUCAGCAUGUAUUUUCUGGGUUCUUUCUCUGCCCAGGGAUUCUUCCCUUCAGCAACCCCUGCUGAAAAAAGACGGCUAGGCUUUCAAGAGAGCACUCCCAACGGAAGCAAAUGGUCCUUAUCCAAGGAAAAUAGUCACAGGUAA